Molecule: messenger RNA, 1242 nt
Organism: Penicillium salamii
Lineage: Eukaryota; Fungi; Ascomycota; Eurotiomycetes; Eurotiales; Aspergillaceae
Source: the annotation of a GenBank genome assembly
AUGCAGAUCCAGUCAGACCCUCAUGCUUUCGUUGAUGAAGAAGACUAUUACAAACUUGGCUCACAUGUUAGACCAGUGACCACUUCAUCGCCUACCACGCAGCUAUGGUUUAAUCGCGGUCUGAUAUGGGCAUACUCCUUCAACCAUGCUGAAGCUGAGCGAUGCUUCGAGCGUGCUGCCAAAAGUGACCCUAACUGCGCCAUGGCAUUAUGGGGAAUCGCGUAUGCAGCAGGGCCGAACUACAAUAAGGCCUGGCAGUAUUUUGACCCGGAAGAUCGACGAGCAUCGAUCCAAAAGGUUAAUGACACUCUCGCACGAGCUCGCAGCCUAGCAAGCCAAGCCACAGAAGUCGAGCAAGCAUUGAUCAAAGCGGUUGGUGCCCGAUUCCCAACUGCCGACGCCAUCCCGGAUGACUUGAGUCCCUUCGACCACGCGUACGCAGAUGCCAUGCGCGAUGUAUAUCACCGAUUCAACACCGAUGUGGAUGUUGCAGCACUCUUCGCCGAGGCACUCAUGUGCAUCACCCCACGUGGUUUAUGGGACUUGGAUACAGGUAAACCGACCGGCAACCACACCGUCGAGGCUCGGAAUGUGAUCGAGCUAGGGCUAAAACAGUGUUCGGGCCGCGAUCACCCUGCCCUGUGUCACUUGCACAUUCACAUGUUGGAGAUGUCACCAUUCCCAGAACUAGCUUUACCUGCUGCGGAUCGAUUGCGUGGUAUGGUUCCUCAUGCUUCGCAUAUGUUGCAUAUGCCAACGCAUAUUGAUGCUGCGGUGGGUGACUAUCGCCGCGGUGUUGAUUCAAAUCAUGAGGCAAUGCUUGCGGACGACAUCUAUUUUGCCAACGAGACUGAUACGAUUCGGUAUACGCAAUACCGAGUGCAUUAUAUCUGUGCAAAAAUGUAUUCCGCUAUGAUGUCGGGCCGUUUUCAAGACGCUAUGUCUGCCGCCGAAAAGCUCGAACAAGUCAUUGAUUCCAGGGUACUUUCCGUCAAAAGUCCCCCAAUGGCCGACGCUAUCGAGAGCUUCGUGGCCAGCAAAGCACACGUCCUAGUCCGCUUCGGUCGCUGGGAGGAGAUCCUUGAACUGAAGCUCCCCACCGAUCGCGUUACAUACUCGGUGACCACGGCAGUCAUUCUCUACACCCGCGGACUGGCAUUGAGCGCCUUGGGACGUGUUGAAGAAGCCGAGAUUACCAAAAUGGACUUCGAAAAGGCACGCCAGGCAGUGCCCAGCAGCUGA